Molecule: messenger RNA, 1066 nt
Organism: Lactuca saligna
Lineage: Eukaryota; Viridiplantae; Streptophyta; Magnoliopsida; Asterales; Asteraceae
Source: the annotation of a GenBank genome assembly
CAUUCCUCAACCAAUAGAAAAAAUGACAAGCCAAGUCGAAAGUAUACUAGAGCCAUGGCACGAUCUGACCGGAAAGGUGGUGUUUGUGACCGGAGCAUCAUCUGGAAUUGGCAAAGAAUUCUGCCUUGAUUUAGCGAGAGCGGGUUGCAAGAUAAUCGCUUCUGCUCGGCGGAUUGAUUUACUCAAAUCCCUCUGUGAUGAAAUUAAUAGAAUGGACAUUUCUUCUGGAUCUGGAUCUCAGUCUGUACCCGAAGCAGUACCCAUUCGGGCUUUUGCAGUGCAGUUGGAUGUGAGUGCGGAUGAGGCUACCAUCAAGGCGGCAGUUAAAAAGGCAUGGGAUGCAUUUGGGCGUAUUGAUUCAUUGAUAAACAAUGCUGGAAUCUCAGGUGAACCUCGUAACCCACUGGAUUUCGAAGAGGAAAAAUGGAACUAUAUCUAUAGGACAAACCUAACAGGGUCAUGGUUGGUGGCAAAACAUGUUUGUAUGUAUAUGCGUCAUGCUAAACGUGGUGGUUCGGUGAUCAACAUUUCAUCGAUUGCGGGCACUAAUCGUGUUUUUCUGCCCGGAGGAGUGGCAUAUGCGUCUUCAAAAGCAGCGGUUAAUACCAUGACAAAGGUGAUGGCAAUGGAAUUGGGAACCGACAACAUAAGAGUGAACUGCAUAAACCCUGGAAUUUUCAGAACGGAGAUCACCGAAGGGCUAGUAGAUAAGACAUGGAAGUUGUUUCAUUGCGGAUGCUGCCGUCGUACCUCUUUGUUGCUAACCGAAGCGUCAAGCAGCCAUCGCUUAACUGUUUUCGUUGCUGUCCCUUCUUGCGAGAUCGUGGGUGACUUGAGGCUUAGCGUUGAGAUCGGAGGUCGUGGCUACUUAAAACCUCUUCUUCUUCCUGUUUUCUUUUCUACGUUGUUUCAGCUCCAUCUAACGGCCGUCGCCGUCCAUGUGGCCCUCAACGACGUCAUAUUCAUCGGUCACUACUUGGUUCGUUGCUCCAGCCGUUUUUCUGCCACCAUUGGGGCUCCAUGUGGUUGUCUCAGUUGUGACCACCUGUUAUUUUCAAAUCUAUAA